UGCGUGUUUCUGAAGUAUUUCAGAUCUGCUGUUCAACUCCACAGUUCUGGGGAAACAGAGAGAUCUACAGUCAUCAUUAGAGCUGUGAACCGGUGAGGAAGAUGGCGUCUGUUGAAGAGCUGCUCUUGAAAUCACUGGAAGAUCUGGAAAAUCCUGAGCUGAAGAAAUUUCAGUGGCACUUAAAGAAAUAUCCUAAACGUAUAUAUAAGUGUGAAAUGGAGAAAGCAGACAGGUUAGACACUGUGGACAAGAUGGUAGAGUGUUUUGGAGCAGAAGAUGCUGUGAAUAACACUGUCAGCAUCCUGAGGAAAAUAAACCAGAAUAAUCUGGCGGAGCAGCUGGAGAAUGAACACAAGAAUCAAGGCUCAGCUUCAGCAGACAGCAAACAGGUUCUUCAAGAGAACAGCAAGAGACUAAAAGACAAAUUAAAGCAGGACUACGAGCAGAUAUUGGUUGGUAACACACAGAAAGGUCGUCAGAAGUACCUGGAUGAUAUUUACACUGAACUAUAUGUGGUGGAGAACGAGACUGGAGGAAGAGAGAAUGACCAUGAGGUGAUGCAGAUAGAGUCAAGACACAACCAACAGACUGCCGAGGAUAAACCAAUCAAGUGUAACGACAUGUUUAAAGUUCAGCCUGACACAGGUCGACGGAACAGAAGAGUCCUGACACUGGGGAUUGCAGGAGUGGGAAAAACUGUGUCUGUUAAUAAAUUCAUUCUUGACUGGGCUGAAGGAAAAGACAAUCAGGAAAUAGACUUCAUAUUUCCACUGCCGUUCCGUAGACUGAAUCUGAUUAAACAAAAAGAGUCCAGUCUCAUAGGUCUGCUUAACAAGUACUUCUUUAGAAGUCCCAAUACAUUGAGCUCUCUUCCUGAAGAACAAGGCAAGGUGAUGUUCAUCUUUGAUGGACUGGAUGAAUGUCGCUUCCCUCUGACCCUUGAUGAAGAUGAUGGGUUGACAGAUGUGAAUGAGAAAAUGAAUGUGAGUAAGAUGCUACCAAACCUGUUAAGGAGACAUCUGAUGUCCUCUUCCCUCAUCUGGAUCACAUCCAGACCAGCAGCAGCCAGUCUGAUACCCCGAGACUACAUUGAUCAGGUGACUGAGGUGCGAGGAUUCAAUGAUGAGCAGAAGGAGCAGUACUUCAUCAAAAACAGCAGUGCUGAGGUUGCUGGAAACAUCAUCAGUCACAUCAGGAAAUCCAGGAGUCUGUACAUCAUGUGCCACAUCCCUGUCUUCUGCUGGAUCUCUCUCACUGUUCUUCAGCCUCUGCUGGCUCAAGAGAGCAAUAAAAAAACACCUACAACUCUCACAGGGAUGUACAUCAACUUCUUACUGUCUCAAAAGCAGCAGAUGAGAGAAAAAUACAGCAAUGAUUCUGACCCGGAAGCCAAUGCCUGGUCUUUUGCUGACAUUGUUCUGAAGCUGGGGAAACUGGCCUUUAAACAGCUGCAGAAAGGCAAUCUGAUUUUCUACAAAGAAGAACUUGAGGAGUGUGGGCUGGAUGUCGAGCAAGCAUUUCUGUUCUCUGGGUUAUGUACUCGAAUGUUUCAGGAGGAAAAAGAAGUUUCAGAUGCAAAGGUUUACAGCUUCGUACAUCUCAGCGUUCAGGAGUUCCUCGCGGCUCUCUAUGUGUUUUAUACUUACAAAAUCAAGAAAGCAAACCCAUUUCUUGAUUCCUGGAAGAAGCUGACAUGGAUACUGUCUAAAAGGUCUCUGUUAAAGCUUCAUAAGGCUGCAGUCGAGAAGACUUUACAAAGCAAGAAUGGACACCUGGACCUUUUCCUCCGCUUCCUGCUGGGUCUCUCACUGGAGUCCAAUCAGAGUGACCUGGAGGAGCUUCUGCCACGACUGAAGCUCAAAACUGAGAACAUCAAACACACGACAGACUAUAUCAAGAAGAAAAUAGAGGAGGAGAAGAGAGGACAAUCAGCAGAGAGGACCAUCAACCUCUUCCACUGUCUGAAUGAACUGAAGGAUGACAUUGUGGAGGACCUCCAGAAGAGUCUGAGCUCUGGAAUUCUUAUAUCACAGGAUCUGUCCUCUGCUCAGUGGUCGGGUCUGGUGUUUGUGCUCCUGAUGUCAGAAGAGACUCAAGAGAAGUUUGAACUGCAGAAGUGCAGAAGAUCUGAUGAAGCACUGAUGAGACUGAUGCCAGUGGUCAAGAACACCAGGAGAGCACUGUAA
Molecule: messenger RNA, 2186 nt
Organism: Danio rerio (zebrafish)
Lineage: Eukaryota; Metazoa; Chordata; Actinopteri; Cypriniformes; Danionidae
Cellular component (GO): cytoplasm
Molecular function (GO): nucleotide binding; ATP binding
Source: RefSeq, marked validated